AUGCCUUUUAAUGACUCCCUGCCGGCAAGCCCAGAGACCUCUACAGAGUGGAGUCCGUUUCAGGGUCCUCUGAAGUCCAUCGAGCCCUGGAACUUCCAACUUUUGACGGCACUCAUGUUACUGAUCACCAUCUUGUCCAUUGUGGAGAACUUCAUUGUCAUAGUUGUCACCUUCAAGUUUAAACAGCUGAGGCAGCCUUUAAACUAUAUCAUUGUGAACUUGUCCGUGGCGGACUUCUUGGUGUCCAUUGUUGGCGGCAGCAUCAGCAUCGCCACCAACAGUAAAGGCUACUUUUACUUGGGACCCUGGGCUUGUGUUGUUGAAGGGUUUGCGGUGACUUUUUUCGGCAUCGUGGCUCUGUGGUCUCUGUCUAUUCUGGCAUUCGAGAGGUACGUGGUGAUUUGCAGACCGCUGGGAAAUCUCCGUCUUCGGGGGAAACAUUCCGCUAUCGGUAUUCUGUUUGUCUGGGUUUUCUCUUUUAUAUGGACGAUCCCUCCUACUAUGGGAUGGAGCAGCUACACGACAAGUAAGAUUGGAACCACGUGUGAACCGAACUGGUAUUCAGGAAGAUUGAGAGACCAAACCUACAUCAUUACCUUCCUUACAACGUGUUUUGUGCUACCUCUGAUGCUCAUAUUUGUGUCCUAUGGAAAACUAAUGAGGAAGCUGAGGAAGGUAUCGGACACUCAAGGCAGACUGGGUUCUACCAGAAAACCAGAGAAAGAAGUCACUCGAAUGGUAAUAAUAAUGAUCCUGGCCUUCCUCAUCUGCUGGUCACCGUACGCUGCAUUUUCUAUUCUCGUCACAGCGCACCCAACGAUAGAGCUGGACCCAAGACUAUCUUCAAUCCCAGCAUUCUUUGCAAAAACAGCUUCCAUGUACAACCCCGUUAUUUAUGUAUUCAUGAACAAACAGUUCAGAAGAUGUCUGCUUCAGAUGUUCCACUGCCAUGAUCUGGAAGCUAGAGAGUCCAAUAAUCCAACCUCAGAGAGAGCAGCGCUGAAUCGCAAUGGUGGAGAAAUGCAGACCCUAGCAGCACACAUAACAUCUAACAGGAAGACUGAAGAGGAACAGAGCAGCUGCAACUCUUUUGCUCAGCUGUCCAUAUCAGAAAACAAAGUACGCCCAAUGUAA
Messenger RNA from Nanorana parkeri, 1134 nucleotides. Its product is annotated as opsin-VA-like. The coding region runs from base 1 to 1134 and encodes 377 amino acids. Gene Ontology annotation, cellular component: membrane; photoreceptor outer segment. Gene Ontology annotation, biological process: G protein-coupled receptor signaling pathway; visual perception. The transcript is spliced from 5 exons. NCBI's taxonomy places the organism in Eukaryota, Metazoa, Chordata, Amphibia, Anura, Dicroglossidae. The record is from RefSeq and is a predicted model, not a curated record. Gene Ontology annotation, molecular function: G protein-coupled receptor activity.